Messenger RNA from Tachysurus vachellii, 2686 nucleotides. RefSeq names its product serine/threonine kinase 38 like (gene stk38l). Gene Ontology annotation, molecular function: protein serine/threonine kinase activity; ATP binding. NCBI's taxonomy places the organism in Eukaryota, Metazoa, Chordata, Actinopteri, Siluriformes, Bagridae. The transcript has 14 exons. Gene Ontology annotation, biological process: peptidyl-serine phosphorylation; intracellular signal transduction. The record is from RefSeq and is a predicted model, not a curated record. Bases 443 to 1843 code for a protein of 466 amino acids.
UUAUUGUAGGGUUUGUUUUGCACAUUAAACCUUGGCGCGCAUGCGUACUACAGAUCGGGCAUCAUCAUCAUCCUCAUCCUCAUCCUCAUCCUGGCUGCCCAGUUAGAGAUGAGGUAGAGUCCCAGUCCAUCGUCCAGCCCCAGUGAGAAGUGGACACGGUGUUCCAGGAGGUGGCAGUGACAGGAUCAGGGAGUGAACCAGCAUGAAGGAGAAGGAGAGCCGCACCAUUGUGCACUGAUGAUGGGCUUUGUUGUUGUUUGGAGAUCGCAGCACCGAUAAUGGCCUGUUGUUGUUGUUGUUGGUGGUGGUGAUUAAACAGAAUCCUGUGGUUUCUUUGGGCCGAACCUCCGAGCACGGAACCGGCUUUAUUUACUGUGUAGGAUUUCAGCUGGUUACCAGCAAACUGUCUACUGUAAAGGAGGACACAGAGAAUAGUUUGGCCAUGACAGGAGACAUGGCAGCACCGCUCCCUAUGAGUAACCACACGAGGGAGAGAGUGACCGUGGCCAAACUCACCAUGGAGAACUUCUACAGCACCCUCCUUACACAGCAUGAGGAGAGGGAGACCAGGCAGAAGAAACUGGAGAAGGUGAUGGAUGAGGAGGGCUUACCUGAUGAAGAGAAGAUCAUGAGACGCUCUCAGCAUGCACGCAAGGAGACCGAGUUCCUCAGGUUAAAGCGAACUCGACUGGGGCUCAGCGACUUCGAGUCACUCAAAGUCAUUGGACGGGGAGCUUUCGGAGAGGUGCGUCUGGUGCAGAAAAUCGACACGGGUCACAUCUACGCCAUGAAGAUCCUGCGUAAAGCAGACAUGCUCGAGAAGGAACAGGUAGCACACAUCAGGGCAGAGAGGGAUAUCCUCGUGGAGGCAGAUGGAGCAUGGGUAGUAAAAAUGUUCUAUAGUUUCCAGGACAAAAGGAACCUUUAUCUCAUCAUGGAGUUUCUGCCUGGAGGAGACAUGAUGACACUGCUGAUGAAAAAAGACACUCUUUCCGAGGAGGUGACACAGUUUUAUAUAGCAGAGACCGUGCUGGCGAUUGACUCCAUUCACCAACUGGGCUUCAUUCACCGAGAUAUCAAACCGGACAACCUACUGCUGGACUUACGGGGUCAUGUCAAGCUGUCAGACUUCGGCCUGUGCACAGGAUUAAAGAAGGCUCAUCGCACUGAGUUUUAUAGAAACCUUACACACAACCCUCCAAGCGACUUCUCUUUUCAGAAUAUGAACUCAAAAAGGAAGGCUGAAACCUGGAAAAAAAACAGACGACAGCUGGCGUACUCCACUGUGGGCACACCCGACUACAUCGCCCCUGAGGUUUUCAUGCAGACAGGCUACAAUAAGCUGUGUGACUGGUGGUCUCUGGGAGUCAUCAUGUACGAGAUGUUAAUAGGAUAUCCACCAUUCUGUUCUGAGACACCACAGGAAACAUACAGGAAAGUCAUGAACUGGCGGGAAACUCUCAUCUUCCCUCCUGAGGUUCCUAUAUCAGAAAAAGCUAAAGACCUUGUCCUCAGAUUUUGUACAGAUGCAGAGAACAGGAUUGGGGCACUGAGUGUGGAUGAAAUAAAGUCCCACCCUUUCUUUGAAGCAGUUGACUGGGAGCACAUCCGAGAAAGACCUGCUGCCAUUUCCAUUGAGAUCAAGAGCAUUGACGACACCUCCAAUUUUGAUGAUUUUCCCGAGUCAGACAUUUUACAGCCAGUGACAAAUCAAACCGAACCAGACUUCAAGUCUAAGGACUGGGUUUUCCUCAACUAUACCUACAAGCGCUUUGAAGGACUCACACAGCGUGGAACCAUCCCACCUACACAAAGCUGGACAAAACAAAAGACUGAAAGCUAAAAGAGAGAGAGCUUCAGCUUAAGGGACAAAUGGCUCGUCUCACCUAAAUGCUCUGUGUGUUCCCUCAGCUUCAGAGGCUUACUGCGCUGUAAAUAUACACCGAGCCCAGGAAAGGCAUUAAUAAUAAUAAUAAUAAUAACAUUAAUGAUAAUGAAAAUACUAAUGAAAUACUAGUGGGAAAAACCCCAUAUCCGUAUAAUCUACCCCCGAAUUCCACUGGUUUGUAUUUGCUCAGGUACGAGGAUGCUCAUUGUCCCAACACUGUACUGUAGACUUCAUAUGAACUUUAACAGGGUCCUUUAUGUUCUUACCUCACCUUAGCCUUAUGCACUAAUCAUACAGAGCAGGUCAUGAGUCAAGGUUAAUGACAGAAACAUUAUUAUUCACAUGCAUCCAGUGUUAGGUGUAAUAACUACCAUACAGUGUAGUUCUUUAUUUAAUGCACUUGCCCCUGAGCAACACAUAAGGGUUCUAAUUAUAUUUAUUGCUUCUAAACUGUUAUCUUGUGAAAGACUAGUCACGGGUUACUAUUGCUGUGUGUGUUCUAAUACAGUGUUGUUCGUUUCAUUUAUAUUAGAGGUUCUAGAGGUAACGUGUGUGUGUGUUUCCUGCAACGAUAAGGUCUAAAGAUCGAGGAAGCCGAAUUGUCUCAGUGGUCUUAUUUACAUCCAGAGAACAUAGAGAAACGACUGUUUAUAGCUGCUAUACUGUAAGUCGUAACAGGAUCGAACUUGUUUUGCGGACGUUCCAUAACGUUAAAUGUGACUGUAAAUGAGUUCAAAGUAAGAUGUGGUGUUCUUUAAUAAAUAAAUAUAGUAAAUAAAUAAUAUAUAACUAUUGGUA